AUGACUGGCUCGAUGCAACUCACCGGUCCACCCGCCACGCUUUCUCCUCGGUACGCCGACUCGACGUCGAAGCGUCGAUGCGCGAUUGCAGCCAGCAUGAAGCAGUAUCUGUUCGCGACGGUCGCGCAUGCAUUUCAGGCCAUGCAGACAAUGCUGUUCUGGUUUUACUUCUACGUUGUCCUUCUGUGCCUCGCCAGAUUCCACGAGCCUCCAUUCGAACGACUGUGCAUGCUAGUGGAACGCCGCGGCCCUACGAUAGACUUGGAGAAGGAAUGGGGCGAGCUCCUGGCAUACCAGAGACAACGGCGGGAGUUGGAGCAAUUCUUCGGCACCGCCAUGCUCGCUGCAGCCCCGGCGCUCCUUCUUGUAGCCUUUGGAGCAUCAUCGACCCCUGUCCAUGCGGCAAUACCUACCCUCGGGAUCAUCUGCAUAUUAUGCUCCGCAGUAGGUCUUGGCUUCAGUGCGUUCUACAAGUCACGUCUGGAGCAUGUCGAGCGUGAGAAGCGUGGGAGUGCUUGGCUCAUGGAUGGUAUCUCUACUGCAUCAUCGAGAUGGAGCUGCCUCCCUAUGCUCCUCGCUCCUCCCCUCGCAUGGAUAGCUUGGGCUGUCUUUGCGCUCCUCGGCCUGCUUUUAUCGUUCUUCUGGACACCAGUUGGAGCUGCCCAUGCACCCGAGAGAGCUACCGGCUGGGACGUUGGUGGAUCUCUCGGACCCUCUCUCGCCGGUACUACCGUUAUAGCAAUUGGCAUAACGCACCUUAUCGUAGUGGUGCCCCGAUUCCGACGCAUAGGGCACAGGCAACCUCUACCGUCUGAUGUUGCCGUCUGAAUCGAUGGACUGUGAGAUUCCCCCUAAUCCCAACGUCAGUUGGUUCAUAAGUCUGCUUCUCCUUGCAGUUCUACGACGUAACGUUCUUCCUUCUUCGAAUUGCUGAACUUUUUACGAUGAAUGCACUGUAAACUCCUGAUUGAUCAUACAUACAUCUCCAAACAUCUCUUGAUACUACUACAUACCUCCGAAAUUCCAUCUUAUCGUUCCAACAUACAGCUACGGAUCGCUGCUAUCGUCAUCACCUGUCCCGCAUGUCUCAGCCAUCCUUUUACGCAUACAACAGCACUCCAUUACUCGUGAACCUGCAAUACAAGAGAUUGCUAC
This is a messenger RNA of Postia placenta MAD-698-R-SB12, 1155 nucleotides long. RefSeq lists its product as hypothetical. Lineage: Eukaryota; Fungi; Basidiomycota; Agaricomycetes; Polyporales; Adustoporiaceae. The coding region runs from base 1 to 828 and encodes 275 amino acids. The transcript is spliced from 4 exons. The record is from RefSeq and is a predicted model, not a curated record.